Molecule: messenger RNA, 1873 nt
Organism: Daucus carota subsp. sativus
Lineage: Eukaryota; Viridiplantae; Streptophyta; Magnoliopsida; Apiales; Apiaceae
Product: UDP-galactose/UDP-glucose transporter 5B
Exons: 13
Coding region: 384-1421 (345 amino acids)
Biological process (GO): transmembrane transport
Cellular component (GO): Golgi membrane; endoplasmic reticulum membrane
Molecular function (GO): 3'-phosphoadenosine 5'-phosphosulfate transmembrane transporter activity
Source: RefSeq, a predicted model, not a curated record
AAUGUUGUGUAUUUUGUGGGGGCCUUUUGUCGCUAGUUAACUGAGUUCUAAAUAUUUCCUCCGCUCAGCUCAGGGCUCAGCCUUGUUCUCUCUCAGUCCCCAUCGCGUUGUGCUCAGUCUGUGCCGUACACCGUAUAUCUGUCUUCUCCGCCGCGCUAUGCCCUAAUCGCUCGCUUCCCAAUCCCGUAUUUGAUCGCCCUGCUUUCUGAUUUUCUCCGAUCCUCCAGGAAGCGGUUGCCAAAGAUUUUGCUAUACCGGUUAAGUCUCAACGUUUCUGGUACUGCGCAAAGAGAACCAUACAUACUGCCCAAAUCGACAUUUGACACCUCGGGACGAAUUGUGGUUGUGAUUUCAUCAUUUGGCGGCGGUGGAGUUUGUGUGAUAUGGCGGAACCACCGGUGUCACUUUCUGCCGGAAAAGACCGGAUUCUCUUGAAAGGAGCUUUUGCUGUCACAGGAAUCAUGUCCACUCUUGUUAUUUAUGGUCUUUUACAGGAGAAGAUCAUGAGAGUUCCAUAUGGACCCGAGAAAGAGUAUUUUAAGUACUCAUUAUUUCUUGUCUUCUGCAAUCGUGUUGUGACAUCUGCGGUGUCUGCUGUCACUUUAUUGGCGAGUAACAAGACCUUGGACCCUGUUGCACCAGUAUAUACAUAUUGUGUUGUGUCAGUAUCCAACAUAUUAACGACAACAUGUCAGUAUGAGGCUCUCAAAUAUGUCAGCUUUCCUGUCCAGACGUUGGCCAAGUGUGCUAAAAUGAUACCCGUAAUGGUUUGGAGCACUGUCAUUAUGCAAAAGAAAUACAAAGGACAAGAAUAUUUUUUUGCAUUACUAGUUACUCUUGGGUGUGCAUUAUUCAUUUUAUAUCCGUCAUCUGGUGAUAUUAGCCCUUACAGCAGGGGAAGAGAAAGCACAGUUUGGGGAGUUUCUUUGAUGGUCGGUUAUCUUGGGCUUGAUGGGUUUACUAGCACGUUCCAAGAUAAACUAUUCAAGGGCUAUGAUAUGGAAAUACACAAUCAGAUAUUCUAUACAACACUAUGUUCUUGCAUACUGAGUUUCAUAGGUCUUAUCGUACAAAAUCAUCUUCUAAUGGCAGUUGAUUUUAUAUACCGUCACAAUGAUUGUUUACUGGACAUUGCGUUUUUGUCAACUGUAGCAACAGCCAGUCAAUUCUUCAUAUCCUAUACAAUCCGCACAUUCGGUGCACUUACAUUUGCUACCAUUAUGACUACAAGACAGUUGGUUAGCAUUUUGCUAUCAUGUCUGUGGUUUGGUCACCCGUUAAGCUGGGAGCAGUUUAUUGGUGCUGUUAUCGUCUUUACUGCCCUUUAUGCAAGAGCGUUUUUGAGAGAUAAGCCUAGAACGCCUUUACCCUUAAAAGACGAGGAAAGUGCAGAAUCUGUUCCUUUAAAGGUGAAUUCAUAGGCAACAUACCCUUGUCGGGUAAGUUGUGGUUCCUUUUCAUAUAUAUGUUGCUUGGGCUAGUUUUUCCUGUGAGCAGUGACAUUCUUGCAAGGUUGUGAGAGAGGUGGUUUUAUUAUUACUCCUUGAAAAGCAACAAUUGCUUCAUACUCCGUUUAUAAUUUAUCUGACCAGUCUUUCACGCUAUUUAUUUCCCGGAGGAAAGAUGAAAGUAUAACCAGUAACCACAAAGCUGUUUUGUUUUUUUUGUUAUGUUCCUACUUCGAUUAAAUUUUCCAUCUACUAGGUAAAUGUAGAUUAGUGUAGUCCUAGUUAUAGAACUUUACCAAGAUUUUGUAAUGACCACUAAUAUAAUUUGUCAUUACCAACAUUAGCAAGAUUUUGUAAUGGCGGAAGGCUAAUCUUUUAUAUCAGUAAUUGUAUUACAUGAUUAACAUAAACUUGGUGAUGUUUCA